Psylliodes chrysocephalus is the source of this 459-nucleotide messenger RNA. The record is from the annotation of a GenBank genome assembly. NCBI's taxonomy places the organism in Eukaryota, Metazoa, Arthropoda, Insecta, Coleoptera, Chrysomelidae.
UAAUAAACGAGUUUUUAUCAUUCAAAAAUUAUACGAGAAAAACCUAAUAAAAAUAUUUUAAUUCAAGAUGCAUAAUGAUUUUACUUAUUAUGCAGUACGAAGUAUAUAAGGCUUGAAAACAAUCCAAAACACAUACAAGUUGACAACCUAUAGUCAUCAUGAAGAUCGCAGUACUUGGAUUUGUUUUGUUCGUUCUUAUUGUAAACGCUUUAAGUAGUCCAGUGGAAGAAGUGCAGGCCGAAGAACAUAGUCGAGUUAAAAGAUUCUCCUGCGACGUAUUGGGUUCGAUUGAGGCAGGACCAGUUAAACUAAACGAUGCGGCAUGCGCAGCUCGUUGCCUUUUGCAGCGCCACAAGGGAGGAUAUUGUGAUGACCGAAAACAAUGCCACUGCAGAUAAACCAAUUUACACAUUGUUUGUUACAUACAAUUUAUAAAUCUAAUAAAAUCUAAAAUGUCGC